Molecule: messenger RNA, 1020 nt
Organism: Eimeria tenella
Lineage: Eukaryota; Apicomplexa; Conoidasida; Eucoccidiorida; Eimeriidae
Exons: 2
Coding region: 1-1020 (339 amino acids)
Source: RefSeq, a predicted model, not a curated record
AUGCCCAGACCGUGCUUGGGGGCAAGGGCCCGAGCUUUCAAAGACACAGCAGCAGCAGCAGCAGCAGCGGGAGCUGCAGCAGCAGACGCAGCAGUAGCAGCAGGUGCAGCAGCGGAAAGCGCAGCCGCAAAGGAUGCUGCAGCAGCCGCAAAGGAUGCUGCAGCAGCCGCAGCAGCAGCAGCAUCACCAGGCAGUGCACCAGCAGACCUCCCAGCAGCAGCAGCAGCAACAGAAGCAGCAGCAGACACUGACUUUUCGUGGCUGGAAGCAGCAGCAGCAGCAGCAGCAGCAUCAGCAGAUUUGUCUAGUGAGGCCCUGCAGCAGCAGCAUUUUGACACAGCUGCAGAGCUGCUGCUGCAGCAGCAAACUUCCCCCAUUGGAGGCGCCCCUUCAGACAAUGGGGGCCCCUUGGGGGCCCCCCAGCUGAACCUGCUUCCCCCUAAGGGGGCCCUUGGGGGCCCCCCUGGGGGCCCCUCUGGGGGCCCCUCAGGGGGCCCCCCUGGGGUCCCCAUGGGGGCCCUCCAAAAGGCUACAGAUUUACAGCAGGGGCCCCUUGGGGGCCCCCCUGAGGGCUCCCCCGAGGGGCCCCCUGAAGUACCCUUUUGGUGGCCCCUUGAAGACCCUUUUGGGGGGCCCCUUGAAGAUGAUCUUGAAGGGGCCCCUGAGUACCCUUUUGGGAGGCCCCCUGAAUACUUUCUGGGGGGCCCCCCUGAGUACCCUUUUGGGGGCCCCUUUGAGUACCCAUUUGGGGGGCCCCCUGAGAACCCAUUUGGGGGGCCCCCGGGGGGGCCCCUCGAGGACUGCUUGUGGGAUCCCUCAGUAGACUUUUUUGGGGGCCCCAUUGGGGGGCCCCCUGGGGGGCCCCCUGGGGACCCCCCUGAGGGGCCCCUCGGGGGGCCCCUUAUUUUUAUUGCUUUUGAACUCUUUAUUUUAAAUUUAAAUUUAAAUUCAAAAAGGUCAAAAAGAGGAAACAAGACAUAUGAGCUUCAUGUGUACGGAUAUCUAGGGUUUAGGGUUUAG